CCGGAAUCGUCGUCGUCUUAAGCUGGAGAAUAUAUUUAAAUAAGUGGCCAUUUCCUGAAAAACUCUCUAGGCACAGAUUCGUAAAGAAUACUUCCUGAGUAGGUGGUGAGAAGUAUGCUUAUAUUGAAAGUUUUGUUGUAGGAUUUACUUGAUGUUCAAAUUUAAGCUUAAUUCUUAAAAUGUUUGUGCUACUAGCCAAAAACUUAAUCUCAUAUACAAGACUGGAGAUACUUAUUUAUCUAGCUUUGCCAUUGUUAAUGAUGCACUUAGUGGCUAUUCGAUGCAGAGGAGCUUCUGAAAAUAACAAACUGUGUUUUGCGCGCGAUGAUGGGACGCUUGGAGAUAAUGCGACGCUCAAUAGUCUAUAUAAUUCCCUGGGAAAUAUCGACAAGCCACCUCCAGUUAAGAAACUUUUAUUUCACACAAAUAAAGAUGAUGUGGCAGAUUCACUUAUACCAGCAUUGACAAAUAUAUUGAAACUCAAUGGUGUGAUUAAAAUUAAGAAGGAGGGUGAUAUGACCAAACAUCUAGUUAAUGGCAACUAUUUGGGCGGCGUAAUUUGGAAGGCUCAGGGACCUAACACUAAAGUAACCAUUCGAUUUCCCAGUGCCCUUCGAACUUGGCCCCCUAAUCUUUGGGAAACUGAUAAAAGAAAAAGAUCUUCGAAUCUUCCAACAUCCUAUUACCGCGAUGAAGGAUUCUUGCACAUAAUGAAUGCGAUUACCGCUUAUCUCAUUCAACCAGACUUGGCUAAAUCCGCUCAGGUUCCGGAUAGUGGCGUAACUCUCGAUUCACAACCAUUUAUUGAGUAUGAUGGAAAAGUAGAUAACAGAACUAUAGAUUUCAAUCUCAAUAAUAGGGAUCCAAUUAAAUGGAAGCGAGAAUUUAUUUUAAUUUUUUACCUUGGCCUUUUAUACAUUUAUCCUUUUAUCCGUUUAGUUAUGCACAUGAUGAGGGAAAAGACAAGACAGCAGGUGGAUUUAAUGAAUAUUGCUGGGUCAAAUCGGCUUCUUCACUAUAUAUCUUGGUUUAUAACUAGUUUUCUUAUAUUAUCUUUUAUAAGUUUAAUGACUACAUUUUUUCUUAAGGCGCCAUUCUGCGACAAUGGAAAUGUCUUAAACUGCACAGAUUUCACGGCUUUACUUUUUGUCUUCUUGAUAUGGUCCUUUUGUGGCAUUUGCUUCUGUUUCUUAGUUUAUAGUUUAGUUAAUAAUGUCAAAUUGGCUGCAUUAAUAGUGGCUUUCUUUUGUAUUCUAGCAUUUUUGCUUUUUGCGAUUCUUCGUAAGACAAUAUUAUCCCUCUGUAUAUUAUUUCAUUAUGGUUUUCUAACAAUCAUAAAACAAAUACUUUACUUAGAAUAUCAUGAUAAUACAGGGCUGCAGUGGGAGCAUAUGAGUGCUUAUAAAAAUCCUAGCUUGCCAAGCUUAAGUAAAGUAAAGAGCUUAAGUAAAGAGGAUUCACCUGUUAACAUUGGUGAAAUUUUGGGAAUAAUGAUCAUGGUAGCAAUAAUUAGUUUAAUAAUUGCUUUUGUGGCUGAGCUGAUUUGUCCGGGAAGGUAUGGAAUCUCGAUCUGCCGCAACAGACUUCCAGUUGGGCGACCGGAGGUCGACGACACCUCUAUGGUUGUUCGGGCUAAUAAUUUGGCAAAAUGGGAAUGGAGGCGACCGUGGAAGAGACCGCUCAGGAAUUUCAACAUGAACAUGUACGACGAUCAGAUAACAGUCCUAUUGGGUCCUUCCGAUUCCGGCAAAUCGUCGGCUGUAAAUUUACUCUCCCGCAGCCACUCCCCGGAUAUCGGAUCUGUGAAAAUAGAUAAUAUGGAUACUUGGAGUAGCCUGAAUAGAUCUACAUUGGGGCUAGCUCCCCAGCAUAAUGCCUUAUUCCCUAAUAUGACGGUACGGCAGCAUACAAACUUUUAUACCUCCUUGCGGAGGAGCGCUUGGAGAUUCAAUUUAAGGCGUCGCUCAACACCAAUGGAGAGUUAUUUAAGGGCCUUGGAUCUCUGGAACGUUAGGAACGUGAAAAGUCGCAGCUUAUCUCGGGCGGACAAAAAGAAGCUGGCGGUGGCCAAUGCCUUUGCCGGGAAUCCCCGCAUUAUUCUGCUCGACGAGCCCACCGAGGGCCUGGAGCCCUGUGAACGGAGAUUGGUCUGGAACUUGCUGCAGGCCGAGAAGCGAUGUCGCACCAUAAUUGUAGCCACUUACCAUAUAGACGAGGCCGAUACUCUGGCCGAUCGAGUGGGCAUUCUAUGCGAUGGGCAAUUGAUAUUCAAUGGAUCCUCUGUGUUUUUGAAAAAUUGCUACGGAUCGGGAUAUCAAUUGAUCUGCUCUCAGGGCGUUAUAUAUCAACAACCACGGAUAACUUCAUUAAUUUCGAAAUAUGUUCCCGACACUGUAGUCUCCUGUGACAAGGACUGCGAAAUGUCAUAUAAUAUUCCGCAAUCCAGCUGCUGUGGAAUUGUGCCUUUGCUGCAUGCUCUAGAGAGACCUGUUCAGUGCGUAAACAUAAAUACCCUUCAGAUCGGGACAACUCCCAUAGUAGAGAAAUAUGUGAACGCCAGUACAAUUACUGGUUGCGUUGGUAUAAGUUCUAGAUGCACUAAUGUGUGUAGAGUAUCUCAACCAGUUGGAUGUUUGUUGAGGGGAUGGAGACUAUGCUGUAAUCAGUGGAAAGCGAUGACACUGAAAAAGUUAUUUCACAUCAAGCACAAUUGCUUAUUGUUCUUUCUCCUACCCCUGUUACUAUCUAUGGCCUUUGCAGGCUUACUGGCUUAUUAUUUUUAUAAUAAGGAUCCUCACGUACCUAAGUACCAUAAUAUGGGUCAGAGGAAAUGGGUGAAGCAAGACAAAAUGAAAUUGGAUUUGGAUUCAUAUGACCCCCCGUGUUUUUAUGCUAUAGUAACAAACACAGGCUACGAUCAUCCUCUGAUUGAGCUUGUAUACCAGACAAAUAGACCCAAAGGUUGCAAAGUAGAAUACAUAACCGACGCAGAGUUAAUGCUUCGGACAGUCCAAAAUGAGAAACAUAUCUAUGCUAUUAGGAUGAGAUUUUGCAAGUAUGAAACAUUUUAUAGCCGUAAAUGGAUACAUUCGGAGGGAGUUGCAGCUGCAAUGGUAGCAUUUUUGGCAUACAACAAGUUACUGGAUAAAUUUUGUCUAAAUCUUAACCUGGACCCACCUAUUCCCAAAGGAAAAAUAGAAUUUUACAAUCAUCCAUACCCAUCACUGCAAGAUAACAAAAACUCUACAGCAUAUAAAGCAGAGUGUUUGGAGAGUGAUUUUCUAUAUUUAUUACUUUUAGCUUUAAGUAUUUUCAGUGGAUUUUUCUUUUCUUAUAUAGUAAGAGAACGCAUUCUUGGAUUUAAGCUAUUGCAAAAAGUGCAGGGGAUUAAUAUGGCAACAUUCUGGCUAGCUCAUUUGCUCUGGGACUGGCUGUUUCUUACAUUGUUUGCAGCAAUCUUGGUUGCUCUAAUGAGUAUAAUACUUAAAAAAGGCUUUUCUGAUAUAAUGGUUGCCUACUUCAUUGGCUUGAUGUUUUUAAUCUGGCUCAGCUGCCCUUUCUGUAUCUAUUUAUGCAACUCUGCAGAUGCACAAUGUUUGGAUGGAUUAUUCCCAUAGUUCUACUUGUUAUCUCGGCCAUACUAUAUGAGGUUGGUGUCCCGGAUUUCCCCUUGGGCAUACUAUAUCUUUUACCCGUUUAUAC
Drosophila serrata is the source of this 3702-nucleotide messenger RNA. Its product is annotated as ATP-binding cassette sub-family A member 17-like. Gene Ontology annotation, molecular function: ABC-type transporter activity; ATP hydrolysis activity; lipid carrier activity. Gene Ontology annotation, biological process: lipid transport; transmembrane transport. Gene Ontology annotation, cellular component: intracellular membrane-bounded organelle; membrane. The record is from RefSeq and is a predicted model, not a curated record. Lineage: Eukaryota; Metazoa; Arthropoda; Insecta; Diptera; Drosophilidae.